AAAAUAUUCAAUGCUUGAACAUAAUAUAGAGCAGAAAAAGACUUUAUCUUUGAAAAAAAGUAGUCUAUUUCGUUCACAGCAAACACAUAUAGUGCCAACCUCAGGAAAUAGUAAUAAUAAUAAUAAUAAAAGUUAUAAGAAAAAAGCUGCAGCAAAAGAACUUAAGAUAUCUGCUCCUAUUCUUCAGCAUUCGACAACUGCUCAUUUAUUUUCUUCACUUAUUUCGCCUACAAAAUCUCAUUAUCACAAAUGUGUUGAAGAUCAGCAUCUUUCAUUCGAGUUGCUAUACCAGCCUUCUUCUCCUGCACCUCGUACUCCUUUGCAACAAAAGUUUGAUAUUGCUAAUAGCCAAAAUCCCCUACUUUCACCAACUAAAAAAGAUCCAAUAAGAAAAACAAUGAUAAAGAAAAAGGAUAAUAAAGAUAGGAAUACAACAUUAACAAUGAAGGGCAGUAAAAGUAUAAUUUCUACUUCUUCUCCUCGUAGGCGUCAUUCUUGCUCGUCUACAGCAGUCAGUAAUCAUUGCAAUCGGUUAACAAGUGUUAGAGAAAAUAAUGAAUCUAAUCAUCUUAUUAAAUCUUCUUUCUGCAGUAAGCUAAAAGAACAUCGUCGUAGUAACAAAGUGGGGUCUAGUUAUCAAGCAUCUUCAUCCGAGGCUGCAGCAUCUAUAGCUAUUCAUGAGUCCUGUAAUAUAUUAGUCGUUAAAUCCAGUAAAUCAACUCCACUGCGCAAUAAAAUUAAGACUUAUAAUGUUCCACAACAAACAAAUAAGAAAAUUUGUUUCGCACCUGAAGACCUUGAAAGACAGCGUAAAAUGCAAGAGCUUGAAGAUCUAAUUACAAGUCGUCGUGGAAGUACUUUAAAAUUGACUUUAACACCAAAGGAGUUAUCCUGAAGAGCAUGUGGAAAAUAACACAAUGACGUAUCAUUCAAUUAUAAUUCAUCUUUUCAUUCGAUUCUAUGUUUAAUGACUACAUACUUUACAUUAUUAGCACUAGCUACUAUAUCUUUUAUAUCUUGCUACUUUAUAUUAAUUCCUUUUUUUUUUUCAACAUAUCACCCUAACUUAUAAUACUUAGUUUAAUCAACUUAUUUUAAUUUUAUAGAAUAUCAAAGAUCUCAAUCACUGCUCUAG
Molecule: messenger RNA, 1135 nt
Organism: Cokeromyces recurvatus
Lineage: Eukaryota; Fungi; Mucoromycota; Mucoromycetes; Mucorales; Mucoraceae
Exons: 2
Coding region: 11-895 (294 amino acids)
Source: RefSeq, a predicted model, not a curated record